This is a messenger RNA of Pseudomassariella vexata, 1056 nucleotides long. Its product is annotated as aflatoxin B1 aldehyde reductase member 2. Lineage: Eukaryota; Fungi; Ascomycota; Sordariomycetes; Amphisphaeriales; Pseudomassariaceae. Gene Ontology annotation, molecular function: oxidoreductase activity. The transcript has 2 exons. The record is from RefSeq and is a predicted model, not a curated record. The coding region runs from base 1 to 1056 and encodes 351 amino acids.
AUGCCUCUUAUCACGAGCACGGGCAAGCCUCGCGUGAUCCUAGGUCUGAUGAUCUACGGACCGGACGAGGAGGCCGGCGCCCGCAUCACGGACCUGGGCGAGUACAACAAGAUGCUGGAUAAGUUCCAGGAGCGCGGCUACAACGAGGUCGACACGGCACGCCUCUACGUCAACGGCAAGCAGGAGGCCUUCACGCGCGAGGCGAAGUGGAAGGAGCGCGGCUUGACGCUGGCGACCAAGGUUAGGUAUCCGGCUGCUCCGGGCGACAACACGGCCGAGAAUGUGCUGGAGAGUGUAGAGACGAGCUUGAAAGAGUUGGGGACGGAUUGCAUUGAUAUCCUUUACGUUCACGCUGCCGACCGUGCAACCCCCUUCGCCGACACCUUCAGUGCCCUCGACAAGCUCCACAAGGCGGGCAAGUUCGUCCAACUAGGCGUCAGCAACUACACAGCCUUCGAAGUAGCCGAGGUUGUGAUGCUGUGCAAGGCCAACGGCUGGGUGCGCCCGACCAUCUACCAGGGUAUGUACAAUGUCAUCACGCGGGGCAUCGACGCGGAACUGAUCCCGGCCUGCCGACGAUACGGCCUCGACAUCGUCGUGUACAACCCCGUGGCGGGCGGGCUGUUCAGUGGCAAAAUCAAGAGCAAGGACAUGGUGCCGAGCGAGGGUCGCUUCAGCGACAAGACGACUAGCAUAGGCAAGAUGUACCGGGGGCGGUACUUCAAAGACUCAACGUUCGCGGCGCUCAAGACGAUCGAGACGGCCGUUGAGCAGCACGGGUUGAGUAUGAUUGAGACGGCUCUCAGAUGGACGGUACAUCACUCGCAGCUCAAGGUUACGGAUGGAAAUGAUGGCAUUCUUAUCGGGGCAAGCAGUCUCGCGCAGUUGGAUGAGAAUUUGGCGUGUUUGGAGAAGGGGCCAUUGCCUGAGGAAGUGGUCAAGGAGCUUGAUAAGGCAUGGUUGAUUGCUAAGGCAGAUGGGCCGAACUAUUGGCAUAAGGAUCUGGAAUAUACGUAUGACACCAAAGAGGCCAUUUUUGGUAAGAAUAAGAAGUGA